Messenger RNA from Protopterus annectens (West African lungfish), 4514 nucleotides. Its product is annotated as nucleoprotein TPR-like. Lineage: Eukaryota; Metazoa; Chordata; Ceratodontiformes; Protopteridae. The record is from RefSeq and is a predicted model, not a curated record. The transcript has 10 exons. Bases 48 to 4514 code for a protein of 1488 amino acids.
UUCCCGAAAGACGACUAUGCGAAGAAGUGUCCUCAAAACACAGUUUUAUGCCAAAUGAGGUGCAUCAAUUGGAUGUCGAGUUCAAUGAUUUUCAGCAUUACUUGGAACCUGCUAUUACUGGAGCUUACUGUGGAAUUCCAGAUAACUAUCAAACUGAGGUACCACAAGCCCACACAGAAAUGAACACAAGCUUCUCAUCUACAGAACAGAGACUAUCACCGGUGAAAUAUGAAGAACCAGUUGUGGAAGCAAAGACUCUAAGUAACUUAUCACCAGGUCCCACAUCUGCAGCUGCUGCUAUUGAAGAGCUAAUAGGACAGAUGGAACCUCCUGUAGUUCAGCUGAUUGAACCUGUACAAGUAUUUCCGGAAUCUGUGGCGCAGACUGAGGCUAAAAGUCCUGUUCCUGUUCCUGUUCCAGUGAGUGGCACUGAAGAACCAAAGUCUCACUAUGAGCUGUCAGAAGUCAAACCCAGUGGAAGCUCUGAAGAACCCAUAGAAUAUGCUAGCCUGCAGUUGUCUGGGAAGAGCAAGCUGAUUUAUCCAUCUAGGCUUACAGGAAGCCGACCUCGUAAACAAGGUUCCCGUGUGCACGAUUUCACUUCAGAAAAAUGUGGUUUUGUUACUAAAUGCCCUAUUCAAGCUGUUGAUACAGCCCUCAUUGAGACAGCAACCACUGGAACUCCCAUUUCAAAAAAGUUGCCCUUUUCCCCACCUGCAAAUCUUAGUCUAGUUAGCUCUCCUGUUCCAGUAUCUGAACUGGAGUUUACUGCUGAGAGGGAAGGAAAUCAUAAAGCAACUGCUGUUUUCUCUGAGAUAUCCCCAUUAAAAGCUGUACAUGACAGUAAAGAAACAGAGGGGCAUGCUUUGCUGUCUGCUGACUCUGCUGAAAAUGGGGUGAAGAUUGCACAGCCCUUAGAAUCAGAAGUUGUUAAAGUGGUUUUUGAAAAAAAGAAAAAGAGGAGGCCACGUAUGCAGAUGAUGGACUUUCCAAAUAAAGAAGUAGAUCCACAAGUCCAAAAAACAAAUCCAUUUCUUAAUGAGUUCCAGUCAGAAGGAGUUUGUAUGGGAAGUUUUGCAGGGAAUCCUGCUGCUGUUUGUACAUCAGGAAAAUCUGAACAAAUGCCAAGCAUAGAAGGACAAAUCUCUUGGCAGUUGCAUCCAGAAAUUGAAACUAAAAUUUCAAGCACUCAGCAUGAUAAAAUAUCAGCUGACCAGUACAGAAAUAUUGAAGGAAAGGUUUCUGGUAAGAACAAGAAAUCAAAAAAGAAACACAUGAAAGCACAAAGCUCAAAGACCGCAUAUCCUACUGUGGAAGAUGCAAGUACUGCCCAGUGUCCACAUCAUUUGAAAGCUGAGAUAGCAGAUGAAGUUAGAUUGAAUAAGAAUAGUCAAACCCAAGAAGGAGGGUAUGCAUCUGAAGCUGGCUUUAAGUAUGGAAGGGUUAAGCACUCACUCAGAGAAAAUAAACAUAACACAGGCUUUUUAGAGAAUGUCCCAAAUGAGUCGCAAAUUCAUACAGACAGUGUUGGUUUUGCGGAGAUUCGUUGUGCCUUUGAAGAGGUAAAGAUACAGAAAAAAGAAAAUGUAGAGGGACCUAAACUGGGUAAAUCAUCAGUAAAGCUUAAAGAAGAAGAGGAGGUCCAAUUAAAAACAGAAAUUUUGACAAGUAAGCCUGCAGACAGGCAAGAGGGUAGGUUGUCACCCAAGAAGUUGGUGCCUGUGGAGGAACAGCCUGUGGACAUACCGACAAAGAAUAAGUUGUCCCCUCAGAAAUUUGUGUCAGUAGAACAACAGCAUAAAGAUUCAAAAUCUAAGAAAGCUGAGAUAAAUGAUAAAGAAAGAGAAGGACAUAGUCUUUUAGUGGAAUUCAAAAUUGAUAAAAGGCAGUGUGAUGGCCAAACUCAAAAAGAUGUGCAGCAAAGUAAAACAGAGGAACAAAUAGAGGUGUUACUCUCUACCAGCAAGCAAGUGGAUGUGCAGACCUACACAGAUAAGAAAGUAUCGUCUACAGAUCUGAUUGAGGAGUUGCUACUUUCUGAUAUAGAAAAAAGUGCUGUCAGACCAAAGAAAGAUGAAUGUGGUGAACAGAGUAGCAUCUUGGAGCUUGUUGACAGAGUAAUAGAUACAAUGAGCACCGAGGACAGAGUACCGGGAGAAAAGUGUGCAAGUACGUGUCCUGAAAUGGAAGUGAAAUUACAAGAAGCCAAAGGUAAAGAUGAAUUUUGUAAAUGGACUGCAGAACAGAAAGAUGCUGAUGCAUGUAAAACUGUAGCCGAAUAUACUCCUCAAGAUUUUCAGGUAAUGUGUGAUAAAGGACAUUCAGACUUCAGAACACUGAAAAUGGAAGACCAAGACAGGAAAAGGCAGUCAGAGGAGCUGACCACUAAAGAGACUGAUGCUGUAAUACAGAAGGAUGAGGCUCAUCAGUCAGCAAAAGAUAUCGAGAGUUCAUCUUAUAAAUUAGUUGUAACUGAAGAAGUGAAUGCGUGCACAUUCAAUGAAUAUAGCUUAAAAGAAAGCAAGAUAGUUGCUAAUGAACAAAAAACAAAAACCCAGAAAAAUAAGUCUAAAUAUGACAAGAAACAGAAACACUCAGCUGGUACACCACAGAGGGGUGUAAAAACUGAGAAAAAUGGCAGUUUGGGUAAAAUGGUCACAAGACCUUCUGAUCUACAUUGGGGUGAAGAGCUUAGAGAUUACAAGGCUGAAAAGAAAACAAAGGUCGAGGAGACUAUAUUUGCAGAGAUGGGUGUCCAGUCCCAGAAACAGGAGGCCGAUGGUAGAGAGAGAGACACAAGCAGGCUGGAUGAUACUGAGCUCUUAAACAUACUGAAGAAAGAUACCCAGUUUAAGAAAUUGGUGGAAGGUGAUAGAGAAAAUAACACAAGUAGGCUGGAUAAUGGCACUGUAAUCCUAGAAAUAAAGAAAAAGGAUACCAGUUCCAAGAAACAGGAGACAGAUGAAGAAAAAGAUGCAAGUAGGCUGGCUGAUAAUACACUGUUCCUAAAGGCACAGAAAGAGGAUAUGCACUUCCAGAACAAAGAAGCCGAUGGAGAGAAAGGUGCAAGUAGUUUGGAUGAUGACAGUGUGCUUAUAAAAGCACAGAAAGAGGACACCCACUCACCAAAAGAGGAGGUAGAUGAUGAUAAAGGCAUGAGUAGGCUGGAUGGUGAUACUGCACUAUUAAAAGUGCAGAAAGAAGAUAUUGGCUGUGAAAAUGUAGAAAGGCCACCUGAUGUACAGUUUGACUUCAGAUCACAGAAUAAAAAUGUUAGUGGAGAGAAGACACCAGAGCUGGCUGAUGAAAAUUUACAUGAAGCACUCCAGAGUAAGGAAGGUAGAGAAGAAGCAAAAGCAGGAAGUUUGGAUGAAGCAUGUCUGACUUUUGAGGCACAAACAGUGGUAGCUAGUGAUACAGAUAGUCAAGCUGAGACAUUGGGUUCUGCGCAUGUGAUGGAAGUACAGGGUAAAGCAGAUGAGGGAGAGAUUCUAAUGUCAGAUGGAAAGCAAAACAAUGUAGACAUAUUGGAAGAGAAAUUUGGUGAUGAAGGUGAUAAAACUGACAAGUUGACAGGCUUAGGCACUGGAAAAUUUUAUGGUAAAGACAAUAAAGCUGAGAAACUGGAUGAGCACUUAGAUAAAACACAGGCAGCUGAUGAAAAGGCUCGGAGGCCAGUUUCUAAUGAAAAGGAUGUGAAAGUGAAGCAGGAUAAGAUUGGAGAGAGAGCUAAAGAUUUCAAAAGUGCAGCAGUAAAAGAGAAGACUUUGAAACCAGUUGAACUUAAAGGUUACAUGAGACCUACAAAAAGCAGAGGAUUUUAUUCUUCUCAACAGACAGACAGUAAUCUGAAUAAGCACGAAAAGAUCAAGCAGUUUGAAGACAAGAGGAAAGCCCAUCAAAAACAAGCAAAACCAGAGGAGAAGCCAGCUGAGGUUUCUGCAGAACAGGACAUUACUUCACCCCCCACCAAAGACCUGCCACCAAGUCCUGAGAAAAAGGCAAAGCCUUCCACAGCCACUUCAUCAGCAAAGCCCAGUGUGGCCAAAACAAGGCCGCCAUCUACAUCCACCCCCAGACGUCCCACGUCCUCUGCUUCCACCUUAAAUAAAAAAACUGACAGUCCUACACCAGCUACAUCAUCAACUUCUACGGCUAAACGCCCAGCCUCUACUGUAGCAAGACCGUCAACUUUAACACCUAAAGAAACCAAACCUAAGCCCACAGAUAUAAAAAGUCCAGUGAAGAGCCCAGAAAAACGAACUGCAACUACUCGCCCAGCAGCUACACCCAGAACACAGAGUGCUACUUCUCCUACCAAAGCAAGUCCAUCUGCAUCAGCAGCUCCAAAAACAGCAGUCACUCCUGGGUCAGCUCAAAGGACAGCAGCAUCUACUACUCCUAGGCGACCAACGUCUAUCAAGACUGAUGCAAAGUCUGCAGACAAGAAAUCAACUCCUGCCAAGUCUCCAUCAGCAGAUUCCUCAAAUGAAGGCUUCAUUCUUCAGUUGUAA